AUGUCUUUUCCAUCAACUGGGUCUCCAACAAAGGCUCGCAAGCACUCGGAACGCGAGUCCCUUUCUAACGACAGCGAUUUCAAUGCGCAUAGCAUGCCUUUUGGACGGGAUAUAUCUAUACUCCUCACCUCCCAAUUGAUGGAGACUCUGAGUGAGUGA
Monascus purpureus is the source of this 159-nucleotide messenger RNA. The record is from the annotation of a GenBank genome assembly. NCBI's taxonomy places the organism in Eukaryota, Fungi, Ascomycota, Eurotiomycetes, Eurotiales, Aspergillaceae.